Fusarium oxysporum Fo47 is the source of this 1227-nucleotide messenger RNA. RefSeq names its product transcription factor domain-containing protein. Gene Ontology annotation, molecular function: DNA-binding transcription factor activity; transcription cis-regulatory region binding. Gene Ontology annotation, cellular component: nucleus. The transcript has a single exon. The record is from RefSeq and is a predicted model, not a curated record. Bases 154 to 1227 code for a protein of 357 amino acids. Gene Ontology annotation, biological process: positive regulation of transcription by RNA polymerase II. NCBI's taxonomy places the organism in Eukaryota, Fungi, Ascomycota, Sordariomycetes, Hypocreales, Nectriaceae.
CAGGACAACUCUGUAUCGUUAAUCCCCGAGUCCCUUCCAAAUGGCCUAGCCCUACCCAGACGAUACAAGAAGUUGCUGCAUCAUUUUGCUGAAGGCGUUCUGGCAUCAUUAUCGAGCCACCCAACCAUUCACGAUGAUUUCCGUCGCGGCCUCAUGCCCACCAUGCUCGAAUCUCCUCAUCUUCUUUCUGCCAGCCUUGCGCUAUCGGCUGCGAGCUUUGAGUCGAGAGGUAUGACAGAGGUCGAAGGAACCAGCACAUCUCGGAUCAUGGAACACCUGCAGUCAUCGGGCCUGCCAUUACUGAGAUCAGCACUGGCACAGGGACAACAGAGCGAGAUUCUCAUUGCAACAUGUCUGAUCUGGUGCCUCGCAGACGUAUUUUCGGGUCAGCAGGGAAUGCUUAGGUGGCCAAUCCACUUACAGGGUAUCAAAGCUCUUCUUCACGGUCGUCAUGAUUAUCAGAGAUUCGUUACCGGUGAUAUGGCUUUGAGAUCUGCGAUGAAGCAUCUCUUCAUGCUGUAUCGGAGUUUGGAGACUCUACCGCACGUACCUACGAUAACAUCAGAGAAGGUCAACCUGAUCGUUCCCGCAAAUACGGCAUACAACCAUCAGAUUGAUGGCUUUCUGGGGUAUAGCGAAGAGCUGCUCGACGUAUUACAACAAAUCAACGCAUCUACACCAGGAUCAGGGCUAGAAGGCUCUUCUGUUGAUGCUGAUACCUUGCUCGGCAAGCUGAACGCUAUGAUCAGGCGGGAUGUCAAGUCGCCACCCGGCGUCUCGAUAUCAUCUCUUUCAUCACAAUCAGGUCGCGAGUUUGCACUCUGUAAUAAAGUCUUCCAGCAAGCAACCCUAAUCCAACUAUACCGACAAUUAUACGGGUUGCCCUCAUCGUCCCAACCUAUACAAGAUGCAAUUCAGACUAUGAGCGGAAUGAUUAGCAACAUGGCGCAAGGCGAGCCAUGUAACACCUGGGUUGCAAUGGCCAUGCCUCUGUUCACGGUUGGCUGUGAAGCUUACAAGGAGGAACAGAAGGCUUUCAUCCUUGAUAAGAUUCACAAACUUGAGAUUUGUAUCGGAUCAUUACACGUCAAGGUAAUUGAGCAGGCGCUAAAAGACAUUUGGAAAAUUAGAGAGGAUUGUAACGAUUUUGAUGGGAAUUUGUGUGCGAGUCACUUGCUAGGUAAGUUCUGCAUGCAACGUUUCACCGAACUCAUCAAGGUUGACUAA